Molecule: messenger RNA, 492 nt
Organism: Pocillopora meandrina
Lineage: Eukaryota; Metazoa; Cnidaria; Anthozoa; Scleractinia; Pocilloporidae
Source: the annotation of a GenBank genome assembly
AUGACGUUCGUCUACACUGUAUUUUUUAUUGAAUGGGAAACAUGUAAAGAUUUCUUACGAGACAUACGAUUCCCUACGCGAAGUCAAAUUGAGGUUCAUGUGUUUCACCGUAAAGAUACCGACCAAAAUCAGCUUCGCAGCAUGAUUCCCGACAAAAGGCACCACGACGGCCGUCCAAUCAUCAUGAAGCACUCUUCACUGACAUCAUUUCCGAAUGCUGUCGAAGAUUUGCUCGUCUACUACGCGAGUUCGUUCGAUUUUUCAAGGCAUAAGAAACCCGAUGUUUACUUGGUCUCGGGCCAGGGUCGGCGCUACGAAGAGUUAGCGAAGAUCUUACGAAAAGACAAAAGAGUAUCGGCAUGGGUUAUCGACGGGAGAAGGACAACGCUUCUUGACUGGCUCGAUGCCAACUGUGUUUGCAAAAUGUGCAAGUUUAUAUUCGAAUCUGCACACGAAGGAGUUCAGCAUUACGAUGAGUUUCAUAUGAAGUAA